AUGGAAUCCGAACAUAAAACUCCUCUAAUAUGGAUACCCGCGGGAACAAAGGGCAAGGACGAGGAACUGGUCGUGUCGCGAUUCGCCAUCGUUCUUGCGACCAGUGUCGGUCCAGGAAACGAACAGAAGAUUGACAAUAUCGUGGGCGGCAUCGAGGAUAUCAAGCGACUACUCCAUCGCAAAGAUGUUGUUGCGGUCAAUACUCUAUCGAGCGAUAUCCCGGAAAGUUAUCCCAGGCCACCUAAACCACCAGCACGAGUUCCUGAAACCCAGCCUUCUUCGAGGCCAAAGGAGAUAAACACUGACUGGGAUACUUCUCAUCAUAUCGUCGAGUUCGUCAAAGCUGUGGUCCAGAACUGCGACUUGCAAUUACCUAACCUCGAACUUGGUCAAGCUGUAUCAUCAUUGAGUGCAAUAAUUACAGUCACGGACGACAAAGUACUCGACCAGCAUUCAGAUUGCGGCCUGCUCGCCAGGUACAUCCCGCAUGUUCCGCCUUCACUACCUCCGUUGAAAGCGGCAGUCGAUUUAUUGCGCUGGGCCAAAGAGCAUAAGCAUUAUAUCCUCAUUACUCAUAUAUCCCGAAUCCUUCCCCUGGAAAAGUUCACUGAAAUUUGCCAAAAGGUGUACUUUGCGGUGGAUGGCUAUAAUGAACUCGAGUUCAUUCUGGCGAAUGGCUACCUAUCCUAUGUCUCUUUCGAGUAUUUCGUUGCGUCCGGAAAUGAAGAAUAUAACGAAUAUUGCAAUCUAUGUUGGAGAAACCUCGUCAAAGCCUUUACACGACUUCCACUGGUUCUUCCACAUUCCAUCGAGUCCAUUGCGGUACUGGCACUAGGCGUAAGCAUUCCUGGUAACAAUUGCAAGGUCAACACCUCUGACAGAUACUUGUCACAGACUUUCAAUGCUAUCGAAAACUCAAAGUCGUCUUUGGCUUGGACCUUCAUUUCCUAUGCAGCGAAUCUGUGCCUCACACUUGGCUACCAUCGGAAUGACACUACUACUAACAACAAGUCAGACCUUCGAAUCAAUCAAGAGAGCCUCUUCUGGCUAGUCUACAAUCUCGAGAAAGGACUCUCAUUGCGACUUAGUCGAUCUUCCAACAUCCGCGACCGUGACAUAACGCUACCAGUCAAUUCGAAUGCGCUUCGACGCACUCGCCAAGCCAUGAUUCAAGGUCAGGUGUACGACCAGCUGUACAGUCCCAGUGGCCUGGCCAAGCCUGAAGGUGAGCGACGAACCAUCGCCAGUGCUUUGGCUCAAGGACUCCGAGAAAUCAUCCAAGACACACAUGUUGAUAUCAUGAACGCUGAACAACUCGAUCCAAAUGUCGAUCCCAUGGGAAUUGUAUAUCUGCGCUGCGACCUGGUCUGCACUUCAUCGACUCUGGCUCUGAUCCUCCGCGCUGCUCCUACAGAGGGCAAAGCCGAAAGCCGUGCCUCGGACGAUUGUAUUGCUGUUGCUCGUGAGGUCAUGGAGAUUCACCAGCAAUGCAUGAACAGCGUCAGAAACUGCAAGGGCAACACAGCCAUGUUGCAGAAAUAUAUCAAUUGGGCCGUCCUCCACACGCCAUUCAUCCCCUUCAGCAUCCUCUUCACCCAAGCCGUGCAGCAUCUUGACGAGUCUGAUCUGAGCCGGAUAGAACGCUUCGCCUCGUCUCUGAAACCCGAACCGCCCGUGUCUGCAUCGCCAUCCCAUCCAUAUAGGAUUUACGAACUCCUCAGCCGGACCGCGAGGCUGUGCGUCGACUCUCAGAUCCAGCGCCACGCGCAAUCACAGCCGGUGCUCUCGUCAACAGAAGGCCGAUUCUCCGCUGCGGAGGACGCGGGUUUUGGAUCACAACAGGAUCGCUGCAAUCCCGGCGUCGAUGCACUAGCAGGAGUGGACGACCUGGAUCUCGCAGACAUAGACUUCCAUGUGGAUGGGUUGAGUGAAUGGUACUACGGGAACCAGCAGAUCAUGAACUUGAUGGAUGACGACGCCAUGACGUGGACUUAUUAG
Molecule: messenger RNA, 1998 nt
Organism: Exophiala bonariae
Lineage: Eukaryota; Fungi; Ascomycota; Eurotiomycetes; Chaetothyriales; Herpotrichiellaceae
Exons: 6
Coding region: 1-1998 (665 amino acids)
Biological process (GO): DNA-templated transcription
Molecular function (GO): DNA binding; zinc ion binding
Source: RefSeq, a predicted model, not a curated record